UCCAUUUAAAGCUUUACUCAUUUGCACCCUCACCGCCGCAACGACCUUCAACGACGGCGAGAAUGGCGUCCGCGGCGGCGUCCGCACUCACUCCUUUGAAUUCACCUCUUGCAUCAUCUAAAAGCCAACUGCAUCAACUCCGUAAUCCCUUUCUGAUAAAUGUCCCGAAGAAACACAUUUCAGUGUCCUGCGUUGCAAAAUUGCCAGGGAUGGAGCACUUCAACGACCCUUCUAAGCUCGUAGUCAUGUUGAGUAAUACACAGAAGAAAUUGUGGAACAUGAUGCCGGAUUCAGUUAAACAAUUUCCUUGGAAGAAAGCAGAGACUGUUGCGCUAGAAGAGUUUUUCGCCUUAGCGAAGGAGGCACUGAAGUGGUGUCUGCUUGCAUACUUUGCAUUUAGCUGCCUAUCUGAUAUCUCAUAUUCUAUCUCUAGAAACAAAGAAUUGGUUAUCCCAUUAGGUCUCUUUGUCGGAAUCAUGACAACCAAAUUGUUCGAUGAGAUAUCCCGAGAACUCAUGCCUGACCACCAGGAUGGAUGCGUUACUUGGAGACUUCCGAGCAUAGCUUUGUUCUUCGUUCUUGUGAAGGCUAUAUCAACAUAUUUGCUCGGAGUAAAUCAUUUUCUUAUGCACGCUGCAAACGGCGGACUGAUGCAGGUCCUGUGGAAUUGGAAAGACGUCCAGAAACACGAUGGAGACGAAUCUUAUUCCGAUGGCUCUUCGAGCCCUGUUGAUGCUGGUAAUUAGGUACUCUUUGAGCUUGGUUAACUUCCAAUGUUGUAGUUUUUGUGACGUUUUUGAAUGAUAUAUAUUGAAUAUUAGUGUCAUUUAGGUAUGUAGCCCUCUCUCAAAGGCAUUAAUAUAAUCACCAUUGUUGAUUUCAUAAAUAUAUGCAAAUUAUGAUUCUAAAUUAA
Molecule: messenger RNA, 913 nt
Organism: Salvia hispanica
Lineage: Eukaryota; Viridiplantae; Streptophyta; Magnoliopsida; Lamiales; Lamiaceae
Source: RefSeq, a predicted model, not a curated record